CCUGGUUUGUCGUCUGGAUCUGGAAAAACAAGAGUCGAAACCUACUGUAUAUAUCCUGUGUGGAGGGCGUUUCUGGUGAUUGGUUGCCGUACAGAGGGACAUGCCUCUGAAUGAUGGGAAGAUGAACUGGCCCCAGAACGGCCCGGAUGACCAGGUCAGGAGCAUGGUGACGGAGAUCCCCCAGCCAGCCAGCAGUGAUGAUGAGUGGAGUGAUGCAGGUUCUGAGGAGGAGGAGACAGACCCUGCAGCAGCAGCCGGGUACCAGCUGUUACCUCAGGACCCUGACGCGGUCCCCAGCUCUCACCCCGAACCCACACAACAAUCCAACAACCAGGGUACAGCUGCAGGCAUCUUACUGGGAGUAGGAGGACACACCAGUCAGGGUUUCCCCCUCCCUGCUGCCCCACACGUGGAGCACGAUGACUUCAUCAUCGCUGCAGAGGAGGAGGACUCGGCCUGUCAGCAGCCCAUGCAACCUGAGCAUGCAGAGCUGGUGAAGUCCGUGAUGGCAGGUUUCCAGCUGCCGUCCUCCGCCAUCCCUCGAUGGGCAGAGGAGUUACCGGAGGACCAGUGGAAGGCUGCCGUCCUGUCUCACAUCGGGAAACCCUCAGAGAGUGCCGUUAAUACUGCACAGGCAGAGGGCUCCAGUCAUAGAAAUAACCAGCCAGAUGGUACAUAGUGCCAUGAGGAGGACCAGCAGAAGGCUGCCAUCCUGUCUCACAUCGGGAAACCCUCAGAGAGUAGUGGUAAUACUGCACAGGCAGAGGGCUCCAGUCAUAGAAAUAACCAGCCAACAGAUGGUACAUAGAUGCAAUAUAUGAUGUUAAACUUAAAGGCAGUAUGGCAUUCAAAUCCCUAUUAUAUUUACAUGUAUAUUGCUAUGAUAGUUGUAAGUAUGGGAGACACCCAGGGCAUUUGGAACACAUGAAUAGAUCCUGGGAAUUAGCCUGGGUGCCAUCCUAUUUGUAUCUCCAGAGCUCCCAUAUACUUGGUCCCUGAAAAAUAGGGAGCGAGUAUGGGAGCCCCAGCAUACAAGUAGGAUGGCACCCAGGCUACCUGGCCAUCGCAAGCACGUCGGCAGAACGUACUG
Molecule: messenger RNA, 1090 nt
Organism: Branchiostoma belcheri (Belcher's lancelet)
Lineage: Eukaryota; Metazoa; Chordata; Leptocardii; Amphioxiformes; Branchiostomatidae
Product: male-enhanced antigen 1-like
Exons: 5
Coding region: 101-679 (192 amino acids)
Biological process (GO): spermatogenesis
Source: RefSeq, a predicted model, not a curated record